GCGCCCGGGACAGAUCCGCGCCCGUUCCGAGCCCGCAGCGCUGCGGCCUGACGCCAUCCCCAGGGAGCUGGAGCCUCAGGCAGGCACCAUGACAGCGCUGUCCCCCAACCUGUCAUGCCACCACCACUCCAUCGAUGACUUCCGCAACAGCAUCUACUCCACGCUCUACUCCAUGAUCAGCAUCAUGGGCUUUGUGGGGAACGGCGUGGUGCUGUACGUGCUGAUCCGCACGUACCGUCAGAAAACGGCCUUCCAGGUCUACAUGCUCAACCUGGCCCUGUCCGACUUCCUGUGCGUGCUCACCUUGCCCCUGCGCGUCGUCUACUACGUGCAAAAGGGCCACUGGUUCUUCAGCGACUUCCUGUGCCGCCUCUCGUCCUACGCGCUCUACGUCAACCUCUACUGCAGCAUCUUCUUCAUGACGGCCAUGAGCUACUUCCGCUGCGUCGCCAUCGUCUUCCCAGUCCGCAACGUCAGCCUGGCGUCGGAGAAGAAGGCCAAGUUAGUGUGUGUUGGCAUCUGGGUGUUCGUCACCCUGACGAGCGCGCCCUUCCUGCGCAACGGGACGUACCAGUACGGCAACAAGACCAAGUGCUUCGAACCGCCCGAGAACUCCCAGAAGACAAACCUGGUGGUGAUCCUGGAUUUCAUCGCCCUCUUCGUGGGCUUCAUCUUCCCCUUCAUCGUCAUCACCAUCUGCUACACCAUGAUCAUCCGCACCCUGCUGCGGAACAACCUGCGGAAGAACGAUGCCAGCCGCCGCAAGGCCGUGUGGAUGAUUGUCAUUGUCACCGCCACGUUCCUGGUGAGCUUCACGCCGUACCACGUCCUGCGCACGGUGCACCUGCACGCGCUGCGCCUGCAGGGCCGCGGCUGCGGGGACACCAUGUUCCUGCAGAAAGCCGUCAUCGUCACCCUGCCCCUGGCAGCUGCCAACUGCUGCUUUGACCCCCUCCUCUACUUCUUCUCCGGGGGCAACUUCCGGCAGAGACUCACCACGCUCAGGAAGGCGUCCUCCUCCAGCUUGUCGCAAGCCUUCAGGAGAAAGAUCUCCGUGAAGGACAAGGAUGAGGAGCCCUUUGGAGAAAGCCAGAGGGAGAAUGGAAAGACAGCUGUGGCUCCUUUGUAAGGAGGUUAAACUUUCCCCUCAGAGCUCUGCUGGGGGAUGGAGAUCUCCGAACUCUUCCAGAAGAUGGGAUGGAGGCAUUCGAGCCUUUGUUGCAGUUAAAUAAGUGUGGACAAUGCCUGGCUUGUGGUAGUUGGUGGCAGAGCCACUGCUGGGGCUGGGCAGCCCCUGGGACCCCCAGAGCCACACGGGACAGAGCAGCCACCACCAGCAAACUGUGGAGCUGCUGCUGAACUCCCAAACCCCUUCCAAGGCUGUAUUUGGGCAUUUGCUUCAUUUCACAACUUUCCAAGAGCGUUAAUUCCCCGAGCCAGUGGGAAAUGUAAACAAAGCUUGCGGCGCGUGGGGAGCUCCUGACAAACAGCGAGGGCAGAGUUUUCACUGGAUCUUCAAACAGCCGCCAAGUUAUUUACACAGUGAGGCCAGGAUAAUUCCUGCCCUGCUCCCCAGCUGCCUCUGGAUUUCAGUGUGUUUCAGGCUCCCAGGGCUGUGCCUGGGCUGCAAAUCGGGAUGGGCACCUGUCCCACCCCCACAGAGCAGCUCGAGAUGCUUUGAUGGGCAGCAGAUUUGCCAGUGUUUGUCCAGUUUCUAGAAAAAUCCAUGGGAUCAGUUGUAAAAUUGCAAUAUCUUACUGUGCAGGAUAACUUAGGAAUAAGGAUAAGAGAUAAACUUAUUUCAGUGGGGCUGGCCCUGAAGUGAGGGCUGCAGGAUUCAGAUUAUCACUCCAGUUUUUGGGGAAGUUUUGGGUAAAAGUGGAGCUCUGCGUGCUCAGAGUCAGAUUUGCCUUUCUCAGCUAUUGGCCAAGGGUGUUAAAUUAAUAAUAAAUAAAAAUAAAGCCCUCUAAAGUGUCUUUGAUCCUGUUCCACAGUGCUCACUUCACCCACACCUGGCAGCAAAGAGGCAACACGAGGCCCUUGGAAAGACCUUUAGGAAGAGCUGGAGAUUCAAAAUCUGAGUCUGAACGAGAUGUGAUGCUGAAAAAACAUUGGACUGUGUUUCUUCUGUAAAGAAAAGCUUCAAACUCUUGGAUGGAGGGAAACAUUCCUGUACUUUUCCAGGAGAUCUGCAGGAAGCUAUCUCCAGCUCUGCUGGAGCAGAGCCCAGCCGGAAAUGUGCGACACAUUCCGGCAGAAAUAGAAAUUAUUGUAGGGUUAAACCUCUCAGCUGGAGAAGGAGUUGAUAAAUGAACAGCAAGUGUGUUUGGAUAUGGUAUUUAUGAAAUUACUCGAUGUUAUCUUGGAUAAGGAAAACAGUUUUAGUAGUGAAGAAUAACAGUGAGCAAAAGGAGUUUGGCUUGGACAGGCAUCUGCUGGAGAAAUUAUCUGUACAGAUAAUUAGAGUGAUAAUUCUCUCUGUACACCACAGCUCUGGCUCAGCAAAAGGCACUUAACAAACCAAAUCCACCUGCAGGAUAAAUGAUGGAUGUGAAUCUCCAAGGAGAUCCGAAAUUCCUUUGUUAAAUUUGAAGGACAAAGCGGUAGAGGGCUGAAAGCUGCUGCUGUAGAGGAGAGUUAGAGACCCCAUAAACCCCCCAGGAGGGCAGAGCCAAGAGUUCAAAGCCAGAACUACAAAUUGUUCAGGGAAAAAACACCGAUGAAUUGGCUAAAACUCAUUUUCAAGGGUCAGCACUGAGUAUUCCACUUGUGUCUCCAGGCUUUAAAAGCAUUGUGAAACUGUAAAUAAAAAUCCUCAUGGAUUUUUAUUCAGAAUUUGCAGGAAUAACAUGGCCAUUCCCAAAGCUUGAAAUAUUGUACAGUAAAGCUAAAUGUGUGUGUAUAUAUAUAUAUGUAUAUAUUGCAAAGCAUUUUUGUUAUACCAGAGGUAUUUUUUAACCUUUUGCCUUUUUUUAUUUGAAUAAGACAAUGUUAAUGGCAAAGAAAAUGGCAGCUUUUUUUUUUCUUCUUCUUCUUCUUUGUGCAAUAGGAAAGCCUGUUUUAAAAUACUUUACUGAAAAUCAAGCUAAAACAUUGCAAGUGAAAUUUUAAUUACCGUUUUCCACGGCUCAUUUGAAAGUCUCUGUUGCGGAUUCUUCUUCCCUACAAUAAAACUUU
This is a messenger RNA of Poecile atricapillus (Black-capped chickadee), 3177 nucleotides long. RefSeq names its product cysteinyl leukotriene receptor 1 (gene CYSLTR1). Gene Ontology annotation, molecular function: leukotriene receptor activity. The transcript is spliced from 2 exons. Bases 89 to 1129 code for a protein of 346 amino acids. Gene Ontology annotation, cellular component: plasma membrane. Lineage: Eukaryota; Metazoa; Chordata; Aves; Passeriformes; Paridae. Gene Ontology annotation, biological process: G protein-coupled receptor signaling pathway. The record is from RefSeq and is a predicted model, not a curated record.